This is a messenger RNA of Aethalodelphis obliquidens (Pacific white-sided dolphin), 5296 nucleotides long. It is a transcript of the gene ZNF446, whose product is annotated as zinc finger protein 446. Lineage: Eukaryota; Metazoa; Chordata; Mammalia; Artiodactyla; Delphinidae. The transcript has 6 exons. Bases 1883 to 3598 code for a protein of 571 amino acids. The record is from RefSeq and is a predicted model, not a curated record. Gene Ontology annotation, biological process: regulation of DNA-templated transcription.
AGCCUGUCUGCGGCCCACCGAAGGUCUGUGUCCCCUUGGCAGCCAAGAGACGUGGACAGGGUGGGGCUGCCCCAAGCAGCAGCUCUGUUGGGACAUGAGCCUUUGUGGAUCCAGGCCUUGGAAUCUGAGGCAGGGGGCACACGUGGAGACCCGAAAGGUUGACCCCAACCCAGCAGGUGCUCCCGUUCAAUCACCUCAAAGACCUCGCAGGUAUCUGCCAUUGCCAAAGAACAGAGACGUCACAUCCCCAACUGUCCACCUGCCAGCAGGUUCCGCCCCUGAAACCUCCCAAGUUCCUGCAAGGAAAGGAGACAAGGGGUAGGGAGAAGAGUCACACAGGGCCAGGCUCCCCAAAACUCCUCAAGCGCAGGUCCUCUGAGCAUUGUCCACCCCUCUUGGGGCCCAUCCUCUCUCUUGAGCUGGUCCGUGCCCUGGCCUCGCCCUAUUUCAUCUUCCCCCAGGCUGGCCCCCAUGAGGGAUUCUUGAGCAGCUCACUUCAGGGUCAGUGUGGAUGGCUGUGAGAUGCAGACAAACCCCACAGAGCUUACAGAAGGCUACUGUAGGGAGCCCAUGGGAUUCAGGAGCAAAGGAGUGUUGAACACCAAGUGGAUGCCCAGAGAGUCACUUGCAACCUUUUUCGCACCUUGGACAGAAGCUGGGUCCUGGUGCUCUAUCCUGUCUCCCCACCAGCCUCCUCCCUGCUUCACUGAGCCUUUCCUGCCUGUGUGCUUGGCCCCUACUAUCCCUCCUUUCCUCCACCCUCCUCGAGUCCACCCUCCCAGCACCAGGGGUGGUCAGAGGCUCCAGCCCUGUUCCUGUGGGAACAGCAACCAUGAGCACCCACCUUCCCCCAUGUCUUGGCCCUAAGUUGUCCUCCCCCAAACCUUUUUGAUCAUGUUGGGCCACGUCCUGCCAGCCUGACCCUUCCACUCAACCGUGAACAGGUCAUGACUAUAAAAGGUAUCCGUGGGCUUUCUGGGUCAAGACGAUGGACUGAACACAUGCAUCUCACUUGGUCCAGAAGACCACUGAAACCACAGAGAGCCCUUAAAGCAAACCCUUAAGAAUUCCCUGGCGGUCCAGUGGUUAGGACUCUGCGCUUCCACUGCAGGGGGCUCGGGUUCGAUCCCUGGUUGGGGAGCUAGGAUUCCGCAAGCGGCACGGCCAAUAAAUUAACUGUAACACAAACCUACAAAUAUGAGGAUGGUAAAAGAGGAGGCAGCGGCAUUCUGAAGCUAGAAGUAGUUGGGGGUGGGAGAGCUGUCACUGAUUUGGGGAAAGCCAAAUGCUGAGUUGGCGCUGGCGGAAGGGGAAGGAGAUUCCAUCAGGCUUACGCUGCAGAAUUCCAGAAGACUUGAAAACCAGCAGCCCCCUGGAAGGGGAGACCCAAAACAAAGAUGACUGAGUGGGAGCUCCUGGAGACGCUGUUAGAGCUCCAGCUCUUCCCACAGGGUAGAUGGUGGAAGAGUCCUUUCUGGGGAAUCCGAACAGUCCCAGAGAAAAAAUCAAAUCCCUGGUAGCCAGGGAUUCCUAGGUAUUAGAAGAAACUCAAACAGGCAGGCAGAUGCACCUUAGGAUCGAAAUAAUAAGUCAUUGUUCACCCAUUUGAUGUGUGGAAGCAAAACACCCUGACCCACAGUCAGAUUUUAAAAACAAUAACAUCGUCUACUGAUAUAUACUAGUUCUGGUCCCCAAAGUAAAUAAAAGGCUGAACACGUCCCAUAAUUCUGGACAAAAACCUCCAGCCCUCACUUUGCAGUACUGAUCUAGCUGAAGGCAUGUCUGAGACUCUGAGGGUAUAAAUCAUGGAACAGUUUCUUCAUCAGGAGAUGGGUGCCUGCUGUCCCCCCCCCGCCCCUGCAGGGCGCUCAGCAGUGGUCGAAUGAAGGACCCCAGCACCAUCCUCGCUGGAGAAAUUCCCGGGGAUGGCGGAGAAAGCCCGUGGGUUAGGCCAGCCUUCCUGGUAGGUCCCUGCUUCCUCCUAGGACCUCGGGCCGUUGUCUUGGAAACAGCUGGAGCAGGUUGGUUAUGCUCCAGGGGUUACCAAGGCGUCCGCCGGGCGACCAGAAAGAAGCCUCAGGUAGGGCUCUGGGGGAGGAGCCUAGGCGUAGCGCCAACCCUGAUUGACCGAAAGGUCACGCUCCUCCCCAUCCGUCACCUCCUGCCAAUAGGCGCCGGGCCUGUUGUGCACAUGCGCAGGAUUCGAAGGUACCAUACGUCUCCGCCGUUGGUCCCCUUUGGUGGCCCCAAGAAGACUCCCGGCACAGCAAUGCCAUCCCCACUGGGCCCCCCGAGUCUGCCCUCUGUGGACCCCGAGGCCACCCAGGAGGAUCCUGAGGCAGCACGCCAGCGCUUCCGGGGCUUCUGCUACCAGGAGGUGGCCGGUCCCCGCGAGGCCUUGGCCCAGCUCCGGGAGCUCUGCCGCCAGUGGCUGCGGCCCGAGGUGCACUCCAAGGAGCAGAUGCUGGAGCUGCUGGUGCUGGAGCAGUUCCUGGGCGCGCUGCCCCCCGAGAUCCAGGCCUGGGUGCGGGGACAGCAACCAGGCAGCCCUGAGGAGGCCACUGUCCUGGUCGAGGGCCUGCAGCAUGACCCUGGGCAGCUUCUGGGCUGGAUUACAGCACAUGUCCUGAAGCAAGCGGUGCUCCCAGCCGCACAGAACACAGAGGAGUCUGUGGGGAGCUCCCACCCUUCAGGGACAGUGGAGCCCCGAAAGGCAGCCUCUUGGGAGGGGUCCAAGGAUGCCCAGUUGGAGGAGAAUGCCCAGCUCAGCUGCAGCGUGAAGGAGGAGCCUGAUGGCUACGGGCAGGAGACAGCACCGUCCAGCCCCCCACAUCCAGCCCGGUCCCAUGAGGGGCCCGCUGAACAACAGGAACCGACCUCCGUGCCCUUUCAGCCACCCAGGAUUCAGGAGGAGUGGGGGCUCCUGGACCGGUCACAGAAGGAGGUGUACUGGGACGCGAUGCUGCAGAAAUACGGCACGGUGGUCUCCCUGGCAGGGUUGCCGUGUCCCCUGCCGGAGGCGCGCACUGAGCCGGAGCCGGAGGCGCUGAGCACCGGAUCCGAGGGAGCGAGAAGCCUCCUCCCGGGUGAGUGGCCUCCCGCUCCCCGGUGGCGACGGGGGCGGGGGGGCGGGGAGCCCAGGCCGCCCCGCGCCUGGGGGGCUGCGGGCGGAGUCACCAGGCGACCUGGCUCUGCCACCUCUGGCCCUCCACCAGGAGGAGAGAGCGAGAGCUCCCGAGAGGGCCGGCCCGGCUGCCCGGAGGCCCCGCCGCCCGCGCGGAGCAAGCCCUACACGUGCGCGCAGUGCGGCCGCACCUUCGACUGGAAGUCGGUGUUCGUCAUCCACCGCCGCGCGCACGCGGGCGGCCCGGGCGCCGAGAAGCAGCCGGUGGGGCCGCCCCGGCGCGCGCUCCCGGGCCCGCGCAGCUACGCCUGCGAGGAGUGCGGCCGCAGCUUCAGCUGGAAGUCGCAGCUGGUCAUCCACCGCAAGGGCCACGCCGGCCAGCGGCGCCACUUCUGCGGCGACUGCGGCCACAGCUUCGACUGGAAGUCCCAGCUGGUCAUCCACCGCAAGAGCCACCGGCCCGAGGCCCCGUGAGCGCAGGAGGGGCGCCUCGCCGGGGCCCCGGGCCCAGCCCGCCCCUGCUACUCCACUCCGCCGCAGCCUGGAGAGCUGGAGGCCGCCCAGGCCAGAAGUCAGAGUCCCAGGAGGGUCCCCCACCCCCGAUCAGUCUCCCCCCAAAGACGCGGCUCCCUCCUCUCCUGUCUCGCCCACCCCACCUUUCAGAGAGAGAGGCCUGGGCUCCAGUGCACCGACCCACCGGACCCGCGGCGGCCAGGUGGCUUCCAAACCCCUUCCUGUGACAUGGUGCAGGCCGGUGCAGGAAGCCCAGGAGCGCACAGCCUACUUCUGUUUGCAGGCAGGUGGAAGGCUAAAGUCUGGCCACUGUGCGUUUUAGAUUUUUAACAAAUUCCAGUUUUCUCCUGGAGAAGCUUCUGCGUAAGAAUCCUGAUCUCUAGUCUCUGCUGGUCGGAUCAGCAGCCCCUGCCCUUCCUGCCCGGCAGUUGGAGCUUCAGAGCUGCCUGCCCACGAGCAGGGUCGGUGUCCGGCUUACCUGUUCCUCGGCCACACACAUCACUCCCUGGCCUUGUCCUUCCAGCUGUCGAGUCCCAGCCUGAACGGACAUUAAGGGAACUUCUUUCCAAGUCUGGAUGGACAAGCAUGGCGUCUGAGAACAGAUGUGACUUAGGCCACGCAUGCUGGCAGGUGAGUGAGUCACAGAGCAGGAGGGCGGAGGAUCAGCCGCCUGCUGCCCACGGCAGUCCGUCUGUGGGCAUUCAGGACUUUGGCCAGUGUACUGUACUACUUUCCUGCUGUUGCUCUAACGAGCUCGGUGGCUUGAAACAACACAAAACGUACUCUCUUAGGACUCUGAACUGGGUCUCACUGGGCCCAAUCAAGGUGUCAGCACAGCUGGUUCCUCCUGAAGGCUCUAAGGGGGGAAUCCACUUUAAGGCUUUUUCUAGCUUGUAGAGGCUGCCACGUUCCUCGGUGGUGGCCCCUUCCUCCAUCUUAAAAGCCAGCAGUGGAUGGUUAAGUCUCAUGCUGCCUCCCCCUUGUAAAGACCCUCAGGGUUACAUCUACGGCUCCCCUGGUAACCCAUGAUGAUCUCCCCAUCUCGGGGUCACAUCUCAUCCAUGCCCCACCUACACACCUGAUCUCAUCUGCAAAAUCCCUUCUGCACGUGAGACAGCAUUCACAGGUUCCAGGGAUUAGGACAUGGGUGUCUUUGGGGACUGUUAUUCCACACCCUUCUCUGUCACCUUUCUGCUCUGAAAACAAGGGACAUUUUUGUGGGACGUGGUUUCAGGGAAACAGGUGCACCCACAGAAGGAGCCCUCCGCAGCCUCAGGCUCAUGCAGGGGUGGCAGGUGGGUGUUGAGUGUGGCUGUGACCAUGGUUACUAGCAGAGGUGGGGUGGACACCUGGGCUGCGUGGGGAGGACCUUGCUGCAGCCUGAAACUGGGAGGGAGAGGCCUCCAUCUGGAGGACCCGUCUCCUCCAUGCCCAGUCUUCUGAGGACCUUUGACCUGUCGGCCACACUCAGGCCUGGGGAAGUAGAGCCAGGCUGGAGAUGGAACCGGGCACUGGUGAUCUUGUUACCGAGUCCCAGCUUGUACUGCUGGCCGCACCACAGGCCAAUAAAUUGAGAGCCGAGUUGUUGAGGCAAGGAAUAGUGACUUUAUUCAGAAAGUCAGCGGACUCGGGACUUCCCUGGCGGUGUAGUGGUAAGAA